Messenger RNA from Carya illinoinensis, 1603 nucleotides. RefSeq lists its product as uncharacterized. The coding region runs from base 87 to 1211 and encodes 374 amino acids. The record is from RefSeq and is a predicted model, not a curated record. The transcript has 4 exons. Lineage: Eukaryota; Viridiplantae; Streptophyta; Magnoliopsida; Fagales; Juglandaceae.
UGAAAAAGAGAGACAGACAGGCAGAGGAACGUAUUGGGGUCUCCAUUCAAUACCUCUACCAUUCUUUGUACAACAAAUAGUCUGCCAUGCCUUCGAGGUCAGCUACAAACAGACGGAAAGCAACAAGACCUGCCAAGAAAAUGAAGAACACCACGAACCCCACCUACCAUUCUUCACCUAAUUUUCAACUGCAAGGAUUUCAAGGGAAUGAGAGAGAGGUUGAUGCUGGUGAUCGUCUUUUAGUUGGAGAAGAGGAAGUAAAAGAGAGGUAUUGUUUAUCUUCUCUAUCAGUGACUGCUGCACGUCAUAACAAAAUGGAACCUUCAAAUGGCGAAAUAGAUGAUACCCAGAAAGUAGAAUCAGAGGAAGAGAAGAGAGAGGUGCAAAGUGUGAUUGAAUCUUCAAAUGGGGAAUUGGAGGAGACGCAGAAACUGGAAUUACAGGCCGAGGAAAAGAAGGUGGUAGUCCAGCAUGUUGGGGAUGUCGAAGCUGUCGUUGAAUCCGUUAGAGAAAUUGUCCUUGAUGGGGAUUCUAAGCUUGUGGAUGAGACGUCUGAUGGGGGUGAUCGGGGUUUGAGAAGUAGCAGCUUUGACAAAGAGGAAACACUUAAUGAGAAGAGUUCCGAGGUGGUUUAUUCAGGAGAGUUAGAGGAGGAGACACAGGUUUCUAGCUCAGUUGCCGACUCUGUGCCUGUUGUAUCUUUGUCCAAGGAUUUCAUCCAAGGAGUAGAAGAACUUGUUGAGAAUUCGAUUGGAUUAGAAUCGAAAGAACGGGAGGAGAAAGCUUCACUGUCUUCGGAUAAUACUGAGAUCAGAAUAUCUCGGGUUGAGUCUUCAGAUGAGAACAAUGUCUCUUCCGACGCUCUAACAGAUGUUGUGUCCAAGGGAAUUGAGGAAACAACGUUCCCGAACUUGGAUGUUCCUGUGGUGGUAACAGAUGUGGUUUCAGAAGGAAUUGGAGAGACAAAAUUGCUCUCUUCCGAUGCGAGUGUAGGGGAGGCAUCAAAAGAGAAUGUUAAAAAUUUGUUGCAGCCGUUGGCCAGUGCUCCAGUUGUUGAAAGGGGUAGUGUUGUCGAAGAGGGCAACAAGACUGAGAUUCCUGAAAGCUCCGGAAAUCCGCAUGUCAUCUCUUUGGAUCAACGCACCCUGCAGCCGACUUCUUGGAGGAGUUGCUGUGGACUUUUUGAAGUUCUUCGCCGCUCUGAUAGAUAACUUAAAAGAAAGCUGAUUGUCGUGCAGAAGUACUUAAACUGUGAGUGAAGCUUUCACAGCGAGCAUAUAGUAAAUGUGCAGGAAUUAAUCUGUUGUAGCAUAUAGAAUAAGCAUGAAUGGACUGCCUGGAGAAUGUGUGGAGCAAGAGUCGAAAUUGUUAUGCAACUCAGAACUGGUGUGUGCGUGUGGUGUGUUUUAUGUCAGUGUUUUCUAUCUUUUUAUUUUUUAUUUUUACAUAUUCUUUUCUAUUUUCAGAAACAUCGUUUGGUUUUAGCAGCGAUGAUUAUGUCAAGAAUUCAUUGGCAAUAGUACACAAUAUUUUCUUGCAAACAUUAACAUAAUGAUUUGUUCAUUCCUAUUUAUCAGUUUAUGGAGUUGUUCUUGAUUGCUCA